AUGACAUCAUUAAAACAAUCAACAUCAAACUUUGGACAACAAGGUCAACAACAAACAACAAUGUCAUCGUCAACAACAACAACAAAUACGACUAAUACUACUACUACGACACCUAUUAAUCAACCUUUACAAGGAUCACAUUCAUCAUCAUCUUCAUUGUUGUCAUCACCACCAUCACUGUCAUCAAUAUCAACCUCUUUGAAUAACAAUAACAACAAUACAGUAAGACUAUUAUGGAAUUCAUAUGUACAGACGGUUGUCUAUCAAGAGUCAUUGUUUACAUUGGUUGACUUUUUAAAGUUGUUUACUACUACCUACCAAGACACACCCAGACACUUGUUGUCAUUGUCAUUUGGCUCACCUCUUGGAGAUAUUACCAGAAUACUCUCUAAACAUCUAAUACAAGAACUCAACUCUGCAAGUUUAAAUAAUAAUCGUAAUACUACCACCUCUUCACAACAACAACAACAACAACAAAUUAUCAAUAAUGGAAACAAUGGGAAUAUUGGUGGUACAAGUGGAAGUUAUUAUAAUGGUAGUCAAAGUAGACAAUUAUUACAACAAUCAUCUACUAGUAAUAAUAAUAAUAAUAAUAACAUUGGUAAUAAUAAUAAUAGUGGUGGUGUUGGGAAUGGGAUAUUUAACUAUUUGAGUGGAUAUUCAUUGGCAGGGGAAGCACCAUUGUUAUUGUUGGCAUUGGAUAUAUUGACAAGACACAGUUGUGAGGGAGUACCCAUCUCUUUGGUAAAGUUGAUUGCUGUGUUGCUCAACAAGAUCAUAACAUCGACAUCUUCACCCCUCCCAUACAAUACACCACCCAUUGCAACUAUCCCUACCACUAUUAAUAGUAGUAGCACAACAUCAUCAUCAUCGGCAUUGUUACCAACAAUGUCAACCUUUAACCCAUUAAUGGGACAACGAAACCUUUCAUCUAAAAUUAGUGUAAAUAUUCCAUCUUUUCCAACCAUCAAUAGUUAUUUCUUCCUUCCUCCACUCCCACCUUCUAUCUAUAACGAUCAAAGUGUACAAAAACAAUCACCUCUACCACAAACCAAUAAUAAUAAUAAUGUAACAUCGGCAUCUUCACCAACCUUUACCACAGAGGUAGAGAUUACUACUACAUCAUCUUUAAAUCAUGAAAUGGAGAUUAAACCAAUUGGGGGAGAUCAAACAUCAUCAUCAUCUGCAUCAUCAACAUCAUCAACACCACUUACCAAUAGUCUUACAUCAAUUCCAGCAUCGAUUGGAAUGGUUGAUGAUUCUUCCUCAUCCUCCAACAACAACAAUAAUAAUAAUAAUAUUGUACAACAACAAUGGAAAACAACAAAUGAUCUUUCACCAACUGUUAAUAUUUGUUUUCAACUUUUAAAGAUCCUUGGAAACAUUAUCAAAGAUCAACAAAUACUCUAUGAAUUACUCAUUUCCGAUAGUGGAAACUAUCUAGAACUAUUGACCGAUAUCCUAACUCAUCAAUCAACUGAUCCAACAUUUUCAAUCAUUCAAAUUCAAAUCGUUAGAAUAUUUGCUCAAAUAAUGUCAACUUGUUGUAUAUCAUCAGAUUCUAUGAGUUUUAUUCAUGACAAGAAAAUAAUUGAAAAAUUAUUAAAUGUAUUAAAUAUAAUUGGUGAAAGAGGAGAUAAAAAGAAUAUAUCAAUUUCAAUUUUAAUUGAAUUGUCUCAAGUUAUAAUCUAUACGAUCAAAUCAUCAUCUAGAUUAAUGGUAUCUCUACAUGAUGAUUUUGAUACCAACAAUGGAUACAGUAUUCUUUUAAAUACUUUUGUACACAUUGCAGAUAAUGGAACACUAAAAAACAAAUUGGAUAUUAUCAAUGUUGCUUGUAAUUUAUUAUUUAUAUCUCUAAGAAAGGAGUUUUUAAUUGAUUCUGAUUCAAUUUAUCAACCAAAUAAUAUAGCAAAAACAAGUUUAAAAAUAUUUAAUAUAUUUUUAAAUGUAUUUACAAUAACAAAGAGUGAAGAGACAAAGACAGAAUUAUUAAAAUGUAUGAAAGGAAUAUUUUAUCUUAGUUUAUUUAAUGAUUCCUAUAGUGAUGUUGAUACGGCCACCGAUGACAAUAUCGGUGUAUUCCAUCAGCUAGAACCAUUCCAAAUCUUUUUCACUCAGUUUGACAAUCUAAACAUUCACAAUCGUAAACUCAUUUUGGAAAUGAUGGACGAGCUUUUAUUAAAGAAUCAAAUCAAACGAUCGGAAAUAUUCAACUAUGUAUCACUGUUUAAUAGUAAACUACCUAGUACCAUUCUAUUAGUCUUUCAACAUUUGACCGAUCUAUUGGCAAAAUCAAAAAUCAACAAGGAGAUUUUAAAAGAAGCAGGUUUCAUCAAGAUCCUCUGCGACUAUUUGUCCAAACAAAACAAACUUGCAUUCUUUCAAGUGUUGAUGGAACGAUCGGAUGAAUUACAACUUUGUAUCCAACUCAUCCCUGGAAAACAUUUCCAACAGUCCAACAACAAACUGUUUGUCCUCUACCGUAUCAUUACAAGCGCACUCAAUCUCUUGCUCGAAUUCUUUUCGUCUUCACCCGAUGUACAAAAUAUCUUUGUCGAAAAACAUGGUGGUCUUAGAUUACUCUAUGGUCUCUUGCACGAUGAAUGUCUUAUUCAACCUGCAUUGCAAGUACUAUCGAAUCUUGCCAUUGGCAAAUUACGUAUAGAAUCUAAAAUCAUUAAAGAUUUAAUUGCAAAAUUACAAUCAAGUGGUGGUAUUGCAAGUUUGGAUUCUGAAAUCCUAACACAACGCAAACAUAUAUUGGCGGCAAUGUGUUUUAUAUUUCAUAAUAAUCAUGCUGCCAAAAUGACAUUUAAAGAAGCUGGUGGUUUUACUUGGUGUGUUUCCAUUUUAGAUGGAAUUGGUCGUUGUGUUAAAUCUAGUAAUCAAGAUAUCAAAAUCAAAUCAAAUUCAAACAACAAUGAAAUCUUUUUCUUUUUAAAAGUUUUAAUUGAUACUUUAUCUGCUGUAAUGAAAAAUAAUCCAAUGAAUCAAAUUUAUUUUAAAGAACAUAUACCAACAUUAUCAAAUACAUUAAAGGCAUGUGGAUAUAUGGAAGGACUUUAUUCAGCAUCUUUAUGUGACAGUUUAUUGAAUAUGGCUGUUUCAGGAAGUUGGCCACCAUCAUGUGAACAACAUUCACUUGAAGAAGGAUCACUCCUUUCCAUCUAUUCACCAAUCUCUUCAUUUUUCCCAACCAAUUCGCCUCUAAACAUUUCUCCCAAUGCAACCAUUGAAAAAUUACCAUUCUUGGAACAAGAAUAUUUAGAUAGUCCAAUAAUUGAUAGUAAUAAUAAUAAUAAUAAUAAUUUUGAACCAUUACAAUUAAAUAGUAAUGAUAAUUUAGAUUCUUCUUCAACAAUGAUGUCACCAAAUAGAAAAGGUCGUACGAGAUCAUAUACAAAUGAUUUUUCAAGAUUAUCUUCAAGUACUGCAACAACAACAAUUUUUGCAAAUGGAUCAAAUCAUCAUUCUGGAGCAACUAUUGAUCAUAGCAGAAUGAUUAAUCAUAACAAUCUAACUCAAUCAUCAUUGGAUUUGGCAGCUGAAUCUAGAGGUUCGAAUACUAUUCAAGUCAUGUCUUCGUUUUCAAGGCUGCCAGAGAAAUCAUCGUUACAUCUUGCUCAAGAUCGUUAUCAAUCAUGUCAAUCGUGUCGUGAAUCGCUGAUGAUUGAAAACCCAGAGAUAUUUAGACUUAUCAUUCGUUUGAUGGGUGGUAGUGAAGAGGAUAUACUAAAGAUUGAAACAAAAUCAUCUUGUUACAUCUUGCGUGAAAUCAUAUUCCUUGCUUCCCUCUCUCUUACAAAUCAAAAGAAAUUAUCAUCUUUUCUUAUUGAUAUUGUAGAUUAUCUUAGACCACUUUUAAUUUCAAAUAAUACUUUAAAAAAGAAAUCUGAUUUAUUAAAACCAUUAAUAUUAGAAUUAAUUCAAUCAUUGGGAUCACAUUCAUUAUCAUUGGCAGAAUUUAGAAAAUAUUUUGAAUUGUUAAGGGUUCGAGAUUAUCCUUUGGAUUUAUUAAAUCUUUUAGGAAAAAUAUCCAAUCGAGAUAAUAUACCAACCUAUUAUGCAGAAUUUUCAAAUAGUGCAUUGGAAUGUAUAGAUUUCCCAUCUUGGGGUGAAAAAUCAUGGCCACCACUCAAAGGUUAUGGUAUUUCUUUAUGGUUUAGAUACACUCAACCUACUUUAAAAAUUAAUAAAUCAUCAAUAUUUUUAUUAUCAAUUGAAGGAAUAAUAAUUGGAUCAAAAGAUAAAAGUUGUGAAAGUCAAUUACAAUUGGACAAGGGAGUAUUGACGUAUAGAAUCAUUCACAAUGGUACAGUGGUAGAACAAUUUAGUUUUUCAGAGUUUACCUUUGAACCCGAUCAAUUCUAUCAUCUAUGUCUAACACAUACUGGCAGUCAAAUCGGUCAAAAGAAGAGUCCCAUCAAAUUAUUUGUCAAUGGAUGUUGUAGAAGUCAAUAUGUAUUGUCGUAUCCAAAGACUCAACAAAUGACCCUAUGUGUUAGAUUUGGUGGUCCAAAUGCUGCAUCCUAUUUCCAAGACUAUAGUAUGGUUAAAACAAAUUGGCAUCUUGGUAAUGCUUACUUUUUCGAAGAUUUACCAAGCGAAAAAGAAAUCUUUUAUCUCUAUCUAUUGGGUCCUGAUCAUUUUAGAGGUUUAAAAGUUGAUAUUUCUUCAAUUGAAAAUAUUAGACCCUACAUGGAUAAAACUACUAAAUUACAUCCAUUAUUAAUUGAACAUUUAUUAAAUCCAACAAUGAUUCAUUUAUUUAGUUUACAUGAUAAGAUUGUAUCAAUCUUUUCAGCCAAAUGUUUAUAUGUAACCAAAUCACAUAGAAUUAUGAACAAGUCAGAGGCCAUUACACAUGUCAGUGCACAACCACAACAAGCAUUGAAUGAUUCAUCGACAUCUUCAUCUAUUCGUCGUAGUUCAAGUAUGAGUGAAAAGAGUUUUACAGAAAGUCUAUCAGAACGAUCAAGUAUAUAUAGUAGUAAUGGUGGUGGUAGUAUUGAUAGUAAUAGUAGAAAUUCAAUUAGUAGACGUGAUAGUAAAAGUUUACUUACCGAUAGAGAUUCUAUUACACAAUCUAUUGGUUCUGCUAUAACUCAUCAACAUCAUCAACAUCAUCAACAACAACAACAAAGAUUGUCAAGUAGUUCAUUUAUACAACAAUCUUCUCUACUUCCACCACUUCCACCUAGUUCUACUCCAACUCCUCAACAAUCAAUUGUAAAUAAUACAUUAUCGAUUUUACAAACUGGAUUACCACUACCAUUACCAUAUGGUGUGAUAUCACAACGUAGUUUGGGUGAUUUGGUAUCAGAUUCUGGUGGUGUAUCGGUGAUUAUUUACUUGAUUGCUGUUUCAAGUGACAAAGAGUACCAAAAAUCAGCACUACGUCUACUCCAAUCAAUUGUUCAAAACAAUCAACAGAAUAUCAAAGACAUGAAAGAUAUUUAUGGAUAUCAAUUGGUUUCCCAUAUUAUUAGAAAGAAUAAUUGGACAUUGGAUGAUGGACUCUUGUCUAUUCUAUUUAGUUUUGUUGGUGUUCAAUCUACUCGUACAUCUUCUCACUAUUACGACGGUGUCGUACAAGAUGUCUUGGCAUUGAAACACUUUUUGUUGGAAUGGGAUAUUUGGAGACAUGCCAAUCUUGUUGACCAGAAAAAGCUUUUUGAAAGUUUAGAGAAACUAGUCAACCCAUUACACGACAAUCAUGAUUUUAAUAUCAUAAAGUUCCGUCAAGCAGGUGCUUUUGAAACGAUUCUAAAGAUUUGUAAAGAAGAAGAUCUACCAUUAGAGGUGGUCUCUAUUCUAAUGUCAAUUCUUAGAUCCAUCAAACAUAAAUCUGCUCGUAUCAAAGAAGAUUUCCAACUCAUCAUGACUUAUCUAUUUGAAACUUCUCCAAAAGGAAAACCAACUAGUAAUAGUAAUAGUAGUAAUAGUACACAUCGUAGAAAGAAAUCAACUUCAAAUUAUCUUAUUCAAGCUGUUCAUAAUAAUAAUAGCAGUAAUAGUAAUAGUACAACUGAACAAUCUUAUUCUUCUUCUACUUCUUCAUCAUCUGGAUCAUCAACUCCACAUGAAGAAAAUGUAAGAGUUUCAGUUUUAACAUUACUUUUGGAUAUACUUUCAAAAUCAGAGAUUACAGUUGUAGAAGAAUUCCAUUCAUUGUGUAGUUUGGAAUCGAUUUUUGGUUUAAUUGUCAAUGAAACCAUUGCCACUCGUAUUCUUUUCAUCAAGAUUAUCGAUCUCUAUCUUCACAUUCCUUCUAUAUUGGCUCUAUUUCAAAAGAUGAAGGGAUUCCAUUUACUCGGUCACCAACUCCAUUCCAAUCAUCUCACUGAAGAUAUAUUUGGUAUCCUCUUUUGUAUUCUUUUUGGCAAGCCAUACAACUCGGAUAUUGAUCCAACCCUAUCAGUAUCAAUGAACAUGUACCUACUUGGUCAAAUUUCAUCCGAUAUUGAACUAAAGUAUCCUGGAGUGAUUGCCACCAUCCUCAUCAUUCUCCAAGGUUGUUCAAGCAAGGCUCAACAUAUUGUCAUUAAAAUGAUUCACAAUAUCUUUUUACAAAAUGAUCAAUUCAAGCAAACCCUAUUGGAUCAAGAUUUAAUCCCUCGUUUGGUUGAUAUUCUUUCAUCCAAUUUCACUAAACGUUCAGCUGCAAAAUAUGAUCAAUUUAAUCGUAACAUUUUAAAAGAUAUUGAAAAUAUUAGUAGUAGCAGUAGUAAUAAUUCUACUUCUAAUUCAUUUGAUAAAGAAGAUAGUUGGCAAGCUGAAGAAUCAAUUCUUUCCAUUUUAAAAGAAAUUGCUCUUUAUGGUUCAAAAACUCAAGAACCUACUACUUUAUUAAGAGAUAUUCUUGUUAUAUUACAUUUAAAUAGUAAAAUGGAUUUUGAAUAUAUUUGUUGUUUACAAAGAAGAAUAUUGUAUGAUGUGAUUUCAUUUUUUAAUGAAAAUGAUUUUGGAUUGGUUGGUGCAUUGGUAUCAUCAUUUGAAAAGAUUUGUAUCUUGUCAAUUAAUACAUUGUGUUAUCAGGAAAAGACUAUAUUAAUGACAAAGAGAGGUAUUGGAAGUGCAUUUAAGCUAUCAUCUAGUUCUACAUCUUCCAAUGCAAUUUCAAAUUAUCUAUCACCUCUUAGAUCAUCCAAUCAUGGUGGUGAUUCAACUCCAACUACACCAAACCUUUCAUCUCAUCAUCAUCAUCCUCGUAUACCAACAUCACCAGAAACAUCAGACAUUUCAAAUAAUGAACAAACCAUUACAAGUAAUGAUGAAUCUACAGAGGAAUCUGAUUCUUCUUCCUAUGACGGCGGUGGAUCCAAUUAUCGUCAAAAGAAAUCAAUCAUUCCAAUUUGGAUUAAAGAAGGUCAUUUAUUUAAUCCAGAAUCUUUCAUUACAUUAUUGAUAAAUGUUUUAUCAAAUCAUAAAAUUCCAACUUCUCAAAAUUCAACUUAUAAAUCUUUAUUUACAACACAAUAUUCAGCAAAAUCAUUAUUAGGAAAAUUAAUUCAUUUAUUAUUAACAUCAAAUGAAUUUAAUGAUUAUCAAAGUUUGGUAUUGUCAUUAUUGGUUGGAGGAGGAGAUACAUUGGUACCAAUCAAUGAAAUGUUGAGUGAAGAAGAUUUGAUAGUGUUGCUAUAUGUUACCUAUCGAUUUGUAAACAAUGAUAUUUGUGAUCAAUACAAGUUGACCAUUAAACUAUGGAAUUUGGUAUACAAGGGAGCAACACAAGAAUUCCUUAAAAAGGCAUUUGAUUUUUCGAAUUGGUCAACAACUGAUGUCAAGGAAGUUGUAAACAAGUUCCAAUUUGCCUAUGCAGAAGGUGAAUUUAAGAAAUGGGAGGAACGUAACAAUCAACAAAAGAGAGAAUGGAAAUUACAAUACCUCGAAACACAAAAGAACAAACAAAGCAUCAUUAUAAAGAAUCAAGACACGUCCAAAAUGACUAAAAACUUUUCAAAUUCACUUUUAACGUUAAAGACUAAAUACCAACACUCUAGUCUUCAGACACAAUCAGAAAGUAGUGACACUAAACGAUUCCUUACAGAUCAAUGGAAACUUUUAAUCAAACGUGUCACUCAUGAACGUGCCAUUUGGGAAUUACCCCCCGACACUAACAAAUGGAAAUUGGAUCCAACAGAAGGUACCAAUCGUAUGAGAACUAGAUUAAAACGUAUCACUUUAAAAUCAAAAUUAAAUAUUUCAAUCCCAGAAUUGAAUGAUAAUAAUAAUAAUAGUAAUUGUAAUAAUAGUAGUAAUAAUAAUACAUUGUUAGAGAUUAAUAAUGAACAAGAAGAAGAAUCAAUAUCAAAUUUAACAAAUGAUCAAUUACAACAAUCAACAACAACAUCAUUACAUGAUUCAUAUUCAUCAUUUGAUCAAUUAAAAAUUGGUGAAAGAUUGGAAGAGACCUAUUCAUGUAGUUCUAUAUCACCAUUUUAUCAAAGAGAUGGUGAAUUGUUGAUUGGAGAAUUAAAUAUUUACUUUAGAGAUGAACUAUUGACAAUUGAUAGUAAUAGUGGUAAUAAUAAUGGAAAAAAGAGUAAAAAAGUGGUAGCAGGUGGUGGAAGUAAUCAUGGUAAACAUAUAACAAUGUCUUAUGAAGAUGUAAUUGAAAUUCAUAAACGUCGUCAUGUGUUGAAAAACAAUGCCAUUGAAAUCUUUUUGGGUAGUGGUGUACCUCACAAGACCUACUUGUUUGCAUUCCCAAAACCAAGUGAUCGUGACAUUGUCUACGAUCUCAUCAUGUCCAAACCAUUACCUAAUCGUGUGGAUUAUGCCGCCGAGGCACAAGGAAACAUUCUCAAAAUGUCCAUCACCAAGAAAUGGCAACGUGGUCUCAUUAGCAAUUUUGAGUAUCUUAUGCAUCUAAACACACUUGCCGGACGUUCAUUCAACGAUCUCACACAAUACCCCAUCUUUCCAUUUAUCUUGCGAGACUAUGAAUCCAAUGAAUUGGAUUUGGAGAAACCUGAAACCUUUAGAGACCUCUCCAAACCCAUGGGUGCUCAAGACCCAGCCCGUCUCAAAAAGUUUCAAGAAAAGUACAACUAUUUACAGGAAAAUAAUGAAACACCCUAUCACUAUGGUUCUCAUUAUAGUAAUAUUGGUUCAGUACUUCAUUUCCUUGUACGUGUUCAACCAUUUGCUUCCUACUUUAUCGAAUUUCAAGGUGGUAGAUUUGAUGUUCCAGAUCGUGCUUUUCAUAGUAUCACACAGACUUGGAAGUUGUCAUCAUCCAUUUCCUCUUCAGAUGUAAAAGAAUUGAUACCAGAGUUUUUCUAUUUACCAGAUUUCCUAGCCAACAAUAACAACUUUAAUAUGGGAUGUAAACAAGAUGGUAUACGUGUAGACAAUGUAGUAUUACCACCAUGGGCCAACAAUGACCCUAAACUGUUUAUCAAAAAACAUCUAGAAGCAUUGGAAUCAAAAUAUGUUUCUGAAAAUCUUCACAAUUGGAUCGAUUUGAUGUUUGGUUACAAACAACAUGGAGAAGCUGCAGUCAAGGCUUGUAAUGUAUUCCAUCCUCUAACCUAUGAAGGUGCAGUAGAUAUUGAUUCCAUAGAAGAUCAACUAUUACGUGAUGCCACCAUUGCCCAAAUCCACAGCUACGGUCAAACUCCCAAACAAAUCUUUACCAAAGCUCAUCCUCAACGAAAUUGGAAGAAAACAACCAAACUCUCUCAAGAUGCCAUUUAUACUCAUCCAGAAAAAUUAACAAAUUAUACAAUGUGGUCGAUUCGUAAUCCUGUUGGUUCAAUUGGUUUAGCUGAUACCCCUAUUCCUUUACCUCCUCAAAGAAUAUUACUUUAUCCAGAUACAAAUAAAUAUGUAUCAUGGGGACAUUGGGAUCAAAACCUUAGAAUUACAUUGAUUGAUACAGGUAAGGUUUUAUCAUUGGUAGAAGUAAAUAAUGAUGAUAUUAUAUGUUGUGAUAUUACAAAGAAUGGUAGAUUAUUUGUUACUGGAGGUACUAGUGGAACCAUCAAGGUAUGGAAACGUUGUAAUAGUGAUGGAACUGUGAUGACUAGAAAGGAACGUGGAGAUAAUCUUAGUUUGUGGUCACAACUCUAUGGACACACUCAUUCAAUCCUUUGUAUUACCGUUUCACAAGAGUUUAGUACCAUUAUUAGUGGUAGCAAAGAUCAUACUUGUAUCAUUUGGGAUCUUAACCGUCUAACCUAUGUUCGUUCCUUGCAACACGAAUACCCAGUCACUUGUGUUCAAGUUUCUCCUACCACCAACUAUAUUGUCACUGUUGCCACCAAUGUAACUGGUGAAAAUGGUAUUCUCCGUCUCUGGAAUCCAAAUGGAGAGUUGUUGGCAAGUAGAAAGAUUCAAAAUGACAAGAUCAACUGUAUGACCUUUUCAACGGCAUUUGAAGGUGUCGUUCAAAACUUUAUCGUCACUGGUAUGGAAUCGGGUGCCCUCAUCCUUUGGGACUCUACUACGUUGACCAAAAUUAGAACUCUUCAAUCUUCUACCAACAACAAAGCACCCAUCACUGCCAUCUCUGUAUCAAAAGAUCAUACUCAACUCAUCUCUGGUGAUGCAAAUGGUCUAUUGGAAUGUUGGUCAACUAAAUUAUUUGAUGGUUAUUCUGCUGUUAUGAAUUAA
Messenger RNA from Cavenderia fasciculata, 10623 nucleotides. It is a transcript of the gene lvsB, whose product is annotated as BEACH domain-containing protein. The transcript has 10 exons. Bases 1 to 10623 code for a protein of 3540 amino acids. Gene Ontology annotation, molecular function: protein binding. Lineage: Eukaryota; Evosea; Eumycetozoa; Acytosteliales; Cavenderiaceae. The record is from RefSeq and is a predicted model, not a curated record.